Molecule: messenger RNA, 2162 nt
Organism: Arabidopsis thaliana (thale cress)
Lineage: Eukaryota; Viridiplantae; Streptophyta; Magnoliopsida; Brassicales; Brassicaceae
Product: Phototropic-responsive NPH3 family protein
Exons: 4
Coding region: 460-2007 (515 amino acids)
Biological process (GO): protein ubiquitination
Source: RefSeq, marked reviewed
CUUAAGUUUAAAGACACUAAAACAUUAUAAUAAGAUAUUUUCUUUACAUACAUUAUAUUUUAAUUGUGGGAAGACACUCUCUUUUAUGUGCAAUGGAGUUGCUCUUACCUAUUUGACGUUUGAACCACACAAAUCCAUAAACUCUUUGGUGGAUCAUAUUCUUCAUCGUCUCUUUUGAUUGUGUGUAAGAAUGUCAAGCAUGAAACUAUAUCUAUAAAUCAAUGAGAGAUGUCUUUGAAGUAGUUCUAGGGUUUAUUUCUUGAGCAAGAAGAAACUGUUAUCGUCAAGUGUUCGUAAUAUGUCUGGAAAGAAGAAGGAGCUUUUGUCCUCAGCCAUGAAGAGAACUAGCGAAUGGUUUAAUCCUCACUUUGUUCCAACUUUUUCUCAUUUUAUUUCUUAUUUUUUACAAAUUAAAUUUCAGGAUUUCUUCUCAAGAAAUUCCUAGUGACGUCACUGUUCAUGUUGGAGAAACUUUCGUUUUUACUCCACAAGUUUCCACUUGUUUCAAAAUGUGGGUUUAUAAAGAAACUUGCUUCUGAAUCAAGCAAUGAUUCCAACAUUAUCAGAAUCCCAGAUUUUCCUGGAGGUGCAGAAGGAUUUGAGCUAGUCAUCAAAUUCUGCUACGACAUAAGCUUCGAGAUAAACACAGAGAACAUUGCGAUGCUACUAUGUGCAGCAGAGUAUCUAGAGAUGACAGAGGAACACUCUGUUGAAAACCUAGUGGAGACAAUAGAGGUUUACUUAAACGAAGUGAUCCUCAAGAGUUUAUCAAAAUCAGUUAAAGUUCUGCAAAAAUCUCAAGAUUUGUUGCCUAUAGCCGAGAGAGUGAGACUCGUGGACCGGUGUAUCGAUUCAAUCGCUUAUGCAAUAUGCCAGGAGAGCCAGAGCAAUGAGGAUAUAGUUGACUGGUGGGCUGACGAUUUAGCUGUUCUAAAGAUUGAUAUGUUUCGACGUGUCUUGGUCGCGAUGAUCGCUAGAGGGUUUAAGAGAUACUCACUUGGUCCAGUACUUAAACUCUAUGCCGAAAAAGCUCUUAGAGGGUUGGACAUUUUUGGGAAAGAGGCAAAGAAGAUGGAGGCAGAACAAGAACAUGAGAAAAGGUUGAUCCUUGAAACAAUAGUGAGUCUUCUUCCGAGGGAGAGAAACUCAGUGUCAGUUAGUUUUCUUUCGAUACUUUUAAGAGCUGCGAUAUACCUCGAAACCACGGUAGCUUGCAGGCUUGAUUUGGAGAAGAGAAUGGGAUUGCAAUUAAGACAAGCUGUUAUUGAUGAUCUCUUGAUUCCUUAUUAUUCAUUCAAUGGAGACAACACAAUGUUAGAUGUUGAUACUGUUCAACGUAUCCUCAUGAACUAUCUUGAGUUUGAAGUUGAAGGAAACUCUGCUGAUUUUGCUAGUGAUAUUGGUGAAUUAAUGGAGACUUAUCUGGCUGAAAUCGCUUCUGAUAGAAACAUAAACUUCGCGAAGUUCAUCGGUUUUGCUGAAUGUAUUCCGAAACAGUCUAGGAUGUAUCGAGCCAUUGACAUCUUCCUCAAGACACAUCCGAAUAUAAGUGAAGUGGAGAAGAAGAAAGUUUGUAGCUUAAUGGACUGUAAAAAGCUAUCGCGAGAUGUGUAUGCUCACGCAGCUCAAAACGAUCGUUUCCAAGAAAAUUUAAGCAAUUCAGAUUCUCCAGCACCAGCAACAGCAGAAAAAACUCUUUCUCCUCCUGAGCUCAGCUCCUACAAGAAUGAACUCUCCAAACUAAACCGGGAAAACCAAUACUUGAAGCUUGAGUUGCUCAAAGUGAAAAUGAAGUUCAAGGAGUUGGAGAAGGAGAAAGCUUUUGAAGUCAUGAGUGGUUCGGAUUGUUCUUCUUCGGUUUCAACUGCUUCGGUGGCUAAGCCUCGAUUACCUAGAAAGUCAUUUAUAAACUCUGUUUCUCAAAAACUCGGAAAGCUUAUUAACCCUUUUGGCCUCAAACAAGGACAAACCAAACAACCUAAAAGCAGAAGACACUCUAUAUCUUAAACAAUACAUGAACACUUGUUCUUGUUGGAAAUUUUCAAUUUCUAGUCAUGGAUGUUUCUGUGUUGAUUGUAUAGAGAGCUGAGAAUGUCUUUGAGUUUAUGUGUUGAGUAUAAUCUUUUUUUUGUCGACAUUUUGUGUUGAGUAUAAUCUUAAGA